AUGAACACUGUGGCUGUCUGCAUUCCACAGGAGCGCACAGGCAGACCGAACAGUGCGGUAGCCGGGGUUGUGACCGGCCAAAUCAACCUGUAAAUAGUUCUAACUGAUACGGCUGGCACACUUUAGUGUACACUUCAGUGUACAUUUAUGUAGAUAUUUCUUUUAAAAGAAGGAAAAUAAAAAAGUGAAAUGCUGUUUUUCAUUAUACUUUUCUCAUAUUUACUGCAACUAAUAUCCUUAUAGAAUGACUUGUAUAGCUGUCUGUAACAACCGAUUAAACUGUGAGAGGAGCUGGUGCACCUACAUCCAAUAAGGUACUACACACAAUUUGUAUCCUAUCCUUUGGAAUAUAAUAAUCAUCAUGGUGAUCAUGACCGAGAGCAGCCAGGGGGCCCAGCCCAACCAUACCCAGGGAAGGCCUCUCCAGGUCGGCUUCUAUGAGAUCAUCAGCACGCUCGGGAAAGGAAACUUUGCCGUGGUCAAACUGGCAAGGCACAAAGUCACCAAAACACAGGUGGCCAUAAAGAUCAUUGACAAGACGAGACUAAACCCAUCCAACCUAGAGAAGAUCUACAGGGAGGUCCAGAUAAUGAAGCUGCUUAACCACCCCCAUAUCAUCAAACUCUACCAGGUAAUGGAGACUAAAGAUAUGCUGUACAUUGUGACAGAAUACGCCAAAAAUGGAGAGAUGUUCGACUACUUGACCUCAAACGGGCGCAUGAGCGAGGACGAGGCGCAGAAGAAGUUCGGGCAGAUUCUGACGGCAGUGGAUUACUGCCACAGACACCACAUCGUUCACAGAGACCUCAAAACUGAGAAUCUACUGCUGGAUGCCAACAUGAACAUCAAACUGGCCGACUUUGGAUUCGGUAACUUCUACAACGCAGGCGAGCCCCUGUCUACAUGGUGCGGCAGCCCCCCUUACGCAGCACCCGAGGUGUUCGAGGGGAAGGAGUACGAAGGGCCACAGUUGGAUAUCUGGAGUCUGGGUGUGGUUCUGUACGUUCUCGUGUGCGGUUCCCUUCCGUUCGACGGUCCCAGCCUCCCUGCCCUCAGACAGAGAGUCACAGAGGGGCGCUUCAGAAUCCCCUUCUUCAUGUCUCAAGACUGUGAGAACCUGAUCCGUAGGAUGCUGGUGGUAGACCCAGCUAAGAGGAUCAGUGUGGCCCAGAUCAAGCAGCACCGCUGGAUGCUGGCUGACCCCACAGCUCUUCACCAGACCCUCAGCAUGACCCUUCCCCUCACAGACUACAACUCUAACCUGGGGGACUACAGCGAGCCUGUCCUGGGCAUCAUGCAAACCCUGGGCAUUGACCGCCAGAGGACCAUUGAGUCUCUGCAGAGCAGCAGCUACAACCACUUCUCAGCCAUCUACUACUUACUGUUGGAGAGGAUCAGGGAGCACCGAGCCCAGCAGCUCAGCCGUCAGUGUGGGCCCUGGAACCAGAGACCCAGGAGCACCUCUGACUCCGGUACCCCAGAGGUCAUCAUGGAGGACAGCUUCAGACCUUCAGCCUACCCCAUUCAAUGCAAGAGCACCCCUCCCAUGCACGCGGAGAUGGAAUAUGACCAAGGUGCAUUGUUCCAACGUGUGGCGUUCCCGGUGGAAGCCAGUCUGAACCGACUGCUGUGUAACCACUCCAUCUCCCCCAACAGCCUGGUGGAGACCAGCAUCAGUGAGGAGGUGCGUCCCCGCGACCUGGAGGAGGAGGUCACACACACCUGCUCGGCCCUCGUCCUGCCCACCACCACCUCCCGGCGACACACCCUGGCCGAGGUCUCUGCUCGCUUCCACCAGUGCAACCCCCCCUGCAUCGUUGUCAGCCCCUCCGAUGGUGCGUCGUCUGACAGCUGUCUGAGGUCCUCGUCCACCCCCAACCCCGCUCUGCACCCCGCUGUAGGUGGCCUGUCAGCCGUGCUGGCCAUUGGGACUGACCCUGGGGCACUGGUCCCCGCCGAUAGCCCACCGGCCCUCUCCUGUCACCUCCUCCCCCAGGCUCAGGCUGCCAGCUUCCAAGAGGGCCGCAGAGCCUCCGACACCUCCCUCACACAAGGUCUGAAAGCCUUCCGCCAACAGCUGAGAAAGAACACGCGCACUAAAGGCCUUCUGGGUCUGAAUAAGAUCAAAGGUCUGGCGAGGCAGGUCUGCCCUCCGACCUCCGACCGCAGUAGCCGUGGCACCUGGGGAUCAAUAGGCCCCACCAUCAGUGAGCACCGCAGCAUGCUGGAGGAAGUUCUGCACCAGCAAAGGAUGCUCCAGAUCCAGCACAAGCCCCAACCUCAGCCUCCUUGGCCAGCACCUACCCAGAAUCCCCCGUUCUUCCUGUCCCAGCAGCAGCCCCCCUCCCCCACCUCAGUCUUCGCCGCCCCCUCCACCCUGUUCGACACCCCCGCCCCCUCCCUCCUCCAGGGGGAACCCCAACACCCCCUGCCCUCCCAGCAGAGCCCCCUGGCUCUCCAGCAUGCCUUCUGGCAGCAACCUCUGGAGUUAUCUUCACCCUCCUAUGGCUCCUCUUCCUCCUGCUCCUCCUCUUCCUCCUGCUCCUCCUCUUCCUCUCUCUCCCCCGUGGGUACUGCUGCUUACCUCCUCGAGGCUCGACUGCACAUAAGCCAGCAGUCCAGCCUCUACCUCGAGACCAACCUCCACCCCCAGACCAACCCCCAGGACCAAGCCCAGGACCAGACCCAGGCUUUCACCAAGGGCCCCUUCCCCCUCAUGCCUAUGCAGGGGAUGUGGAGUCUGGAUUCAGCCUCCGGGAGAGAGUCUGAGAUGCAGGAGCUGGGCUGCGGUGGACAGCAGCAGCUGAGAAGCUGUGUGAUGGUGAAGUAAUGGAGGGAAAGAAAGGAGAAGCAGAAAACAACAACUUCUUAUUGGAACAGAGUGAUUGAUCUGCAUGACAACCAGAGGACAAAAUGUCCUGGUGAUGUCAUCACUGAUGGACAGGAAGGGUAAGCGCUUUUUGACAGUGGGAACAGAACUUUGAGACGUGGAGUUUCUCACAGACCAUCAGAUGAUGAGCAGAUGACGACAGAUCAGAUCCUCUAAAAGUGUGAAAAGAGAACAAUUAGGUAGAAAAACUGAGCAAAGAGGAGAUAGAUUUUUUUUAACUGAUGCAAGUCACAAAUCUACACUCUUGAACAACAUGCAAACACACAUCUAGUUGUGUGUGUCUGUGUGUGAUCACAUAAGCUGAGAAUUAAGCAAUAACCAAACUCUGGAGUGACGGCUCUGAGGUCUCAUCCGAACCCCCAGAGAAGCAAUAAAGGUCUGGGACCCCCUCAACACAACAGGGGACCUCCGUUCCUCUCCUUUGUCCCUGAUGGGGACCCCAACUCACCCCUGUCCCGCUGUGGAGGGGUGAGUGAAGGACUAGUCUUGAAACCCCAAUGAGGACUGGUAUCAAUAUACCAUACUAGAUCAUUUAAGACCUAUUUCAACAGUUUCAAUUGUAUUUUUUUCAUCAAGUUUGAAAACAGGAGGAUCCAGUCUUCCUGAUUUUGUUUUGUGUUACUUUUCCAGUUUUGCUCACUGUAUAUAGACCUUAAUGACUUAUUACUUAUUGUUUUUACUUCAUUAGAAAAGACCAAAGUUAUUUCUUUAUUUUGACUUUGUUUGUCUUUUGGAGAAGAUAUGACUUAUUGGUCACAUACACAUGUUUAGCAGGUGUUAUUGUGGGUGUAGCGAAAUGCUUGUGUUCCUAGCUCCAACAGUGCAGUAAUAUCUAACCAUACACAACAAUACACACAAAUCUAAAAGUAAAAGAAUGGAAUUUAGAAAUAUAGUAAUAUUUAGACGAACAAUGUCGGAGUCAGGAGUAUAAAUAAUUAUAUAUAUAUAUAUAUACACACAUAUAUAUAUAUACACAUAUAUAUAUAUAGUACCAGUCAAAAGUUUGGACACACCUACUCAUUCCAAGGUUUUUCAUUAUUUUUACUAUUUUCUACAUUGUAGAAUAAUAGUGAAAACAUCAAAACUAUGAAAUAACACAUCUGGAAUCAUGUAUUAACCAAAAAAGUGUUAAACGAAUCAAAAUAUAUUUUAUAAUUGAGAUUCUUCAACGUCGUCCCCAUUUACCUUGAUGACAUCUUUGCACACUCUACUAAUUCUCUCAACCAUUGAAUGAGUAGGUGUGUCCGAACUGUUGACUGGUACUGUAUGUAUGAGCGCAUAUGUGUGAUGGGAUGUAUAGACAUUGUGGACAGUAUGUAGAUAGAAUAUGUAGUAUAUCUGAAGAAUACGUGGAUAGAAUAGUAUAUGUACAGCAAUAGUUGAAUAGGAUGGACUUGACUAGAAUACAGUAUAUGCAUAUGAAGUGGGUAAAAUGGGAUAUAUAAAUAUGAUUAAAGUGACCAGUGUUCCAUGUCUAUGUACAUAGGGUAGCAUCUUCUAAGGUGCAGGGUUGAGUAACCGGGUGGUAGCUGGCUAGUGACAGUGACUAAGUUCAGGACAGGGUACUGGUGGAGGCCGGCUUGUGAUGGCUAUUUAAUAGUCUGAUGGCCUUUCAGUCUCUCGGUCCCCGCUUUGAUGCACCUGUACUGACCUCGCCUAUUUUGUAGCCAUCCUACAAACAUGCAGUAUCAUAACUAUUCUAAACUUCCAACCUUUCUUUGAAGACAAUGUUAUUGUGAUUUCACAAACUGUGAUUUGUUUGUGCGAGAUUCUAGCUGAGCUUAUACUGCUUUCACCAGAGAAGAAAAAAUGACUUGCUGUGUGACUAAAGCACAAUAGGUACUGCUGUUAGCAAGCAGUGUGUGCAUGCGUCUGUAUGUGUGUGUGCACCUUACAAAAAGGUUGAUUUUCAAUUAAUCAUUUCUACUCAUGUAUGGUUACUUUCUACUCAUAUUCCCUCUGUAUUUAUGUCAUUUUAUAUGUCUCAAUUUGUAAAUAUUGUCAAAACGUAAGACCCUGAAGACCUAUGAGCAUGAUGUCAUUCCCUAUCAGGGGAAAACAUUUACAUUUGAGUCAUUUAGUACACACUCUUAUCCAGAACCACUUACAGUAGUGAGUGCAACCAUUUCCAUAACAAAGCUUUACCCACUAUACUUUUCACCUCAUAUGGGCUACGUGUAUGCUACAUGAUGUGGUGCUUUCACACAGCCAGAACAAAGACUUUGGGACUAUAGUGCAAUAUUUCACAUUGAAAUGCAGAAGAAAUGAGAGAUAGAGAGAUGACAUAAGAUACUACAGUAACUGUCUGCUGGUGUUCAUUUUAUUGUUUUUUUUGUGUGUUUUUUCUUUUUGUAUGAAUGUACAAGGUUUUCCGACCUUCAUAGGGAGCUAGCUGAGUAGAGCAGGUGGUAGAAAGCUUCUGUUUUUUGUUGAACAUAGAAAUGCAUAUGUUUAGACGAAAGGACCCAAACCAUUUCACAGUGCUUUCCCUAUCGACAACAUGGUUGCCUGCUACUGCAUGAUGGCAGAACUCGAGAUUAGCCAAAGAGAGGGCAGCGGAGUAAGAGAAAGAAACUACGGACUUUCCUCUGUGAAAGCGUUUACUCAAAAUGUUAGCUAGUGCUUUCAUGGCAUACUCUGUGUGGCUCCUGCUAUGAGAAAGCUGCUUCUGCCACUAGAUGCUAAUGCAGGACCAUGGAUGUAUUGGUUUAUGUAUUUUCUAAGAAAUAGAAAAGUUGUUUCAAUGAAUUGUCUGUAGGUGGUAAAGGUACAGUAUCUAGAUAGAGUUGUGCACAGCAUGUUUGGGUUUAUGUGUUAGGCCUAUUUAUGUGUGAAGUGGUCUCAUUUUGAACAACAUGUUGAAGGGGAAAAGUGUUUGAAGCCUGAAGCUAAAAUGUUGUUUGAUAGAUUUCUCUCUGAAAGAAGCAUUGUUAAUAUUUCUAAAUGACAUUUCAUUUUGGCUGACUGCACUCACCACCAACACUUGUGCCUUCUUCAGAACAAACCCCAUACCUUCAGAGACUCCCUGCUUUUCUCCAAUCAGCACACAGUGAAAACAGGUGGACCCGCCAUGGGCCAGACACUCAUAAGACCCAGUUUUCAUACUUUGAUUUAACUUGCUGUAUUAAUGAAAAAAAUAAGCAUUGCACUUUACAGUGAAUAUUUCUCAUUUCUGAAAUAGGUUUUGUUGUUCCUGUUAGUUGAGAAAACUGGUCACAAACGUAGUUUGACUGAACUAUUGAAACACUAGUAACCUUUUUGACACAGAUCUGUAAGAUGUCCUUUUUGGUCAAAUGUUGGAUGUGAAGAAAUACGUUUUAUGAUUUUCCUGAUUUGCUACUUGACUGUGUGUGUGUUUGUAUGAAUGUUAUAUAGAAAGAUUGUUUAUUUAUGUGGCUAUUUAUUUGAAUAAAAUUCACUCCCUAAACAUAAA
This is a messenger RNA of Oncorhynchus kisutch (coho salmon), 6323 nucleotides long. RefSeq names its product salt-inducible kinase 1 (gene sik1). The transcript has 11 exons. Gene Ontology annotation, biological process: protein phosphorylation; intracellular signal transduction; microtubule cytoskeleton organization. The record is from RefSeq and is a predicted model, not a curated record. The coding region runs from base 362 to 2830 and encodes 822 amino acids. Gene Ontology annotation, cellular component: cytoplasm. Gene Ontology annotation, molecular function: ATP binding; tau-protein kinase activity. Lineage: Eukaryota; Metazoa; Chordata; Actinopteri; Salmoniformes; Salmonidae.